Molecule: messenger RNA, 3821 nt
Organism: Budorcas taxicolor (takin)
Lineage: Eukaryota; Metazoa; Chordata; Mammalia; Artiodactyla; Bovidae
Gene: PALB2
Product: partner and localizer of BRCA2
Exons: 13
Coding region: 45-3629 (1194 amino acids)
Biological process (GO): double-strand break repair via homologous recombination
Cellular component (GO): nucleoplasm
Molecular function (GO): protein binding; DNA binding
Source: RefSeq, a predicted model, not a curated record
GCCAGCCGGGCUGUUUUUGUCCGCAGGCCUGGGGCCAGCGACGAAUGCUCUCUUUGUUGGCCGCCGGUCAGAUGGAAGAGCCUCCUGGGAAGACGCUUAGCUGUGAAGAGAAGGAAAAGUUGAAAGAAAAAUUAGCAUUCCUGAAAAGGGAAUACACCAAGACAUUGGCCCGCCUUCAACGUGCCCAAAGAGCUGAGAAGUUUAAAAAUUCUCUUAGGAGAACAGUGGAAGAACAAGAUUCCUCACUCCAGCAGGAAGUUUCAACACAGCUAACCCACACAGAACCUAAAAAUACAGUAUCUCCUCAUGACACGUUGCAGAUCAAUACCCAUGUUGAUGAAGAAACUGGAGAAAAGACACCCAGCUCACUUGACAUUGAGCCUGUGUUGUUUAGCUCUGGACGUGUCUCAGUGGAAGGAUCACGCAUACAAGGAUCAGAUGAUAAUCAGAAACAUUUUCCUUUCAGGGUCAAUCGCCCUGAUGCUAAGAAAAGGCAGAGAAAGCUGCUGGGGAGAAGAAAGAAAGAGGAGAGAAGAUAUAUUUCACAGGAGAGAGAACCUCUCUCUGAUACUGAUUCACUCAUACUCUCUGGAAAAAGACUAAAGGAACAGGAAAAAAUCAAUAGAGAAAAUCCCAAAACACCUGUAACUGAACUAAGAACUUACCCCCUUUCAAGUCCUAAGUGUGCCAUUCCAAAUUCUCCAGCACCAGUUACAGAAACUAAUGUAGGGAGUGUAUUAAUUCUACCAAGCACCAAACCACAGAGAGAUGUUGAUGCCCUCCUUAGAGGAAAUGAUUUCCCCAGGGCGACUACUCUUCCUCUGCCUACGCCAUCAGACAGCAGUAGCGGUCAGCUCCUCGAACACAAGCGCUCUCAAAGUAACUGUGAACUUACUACUCACAGCUUAAGAAACAUUAGCUCUGCUUCACCUGUAAACUUGCAGGUACAGAAGGAAAAAAUGACUGUCUCUACAGAUAACCCAGAGGUAAACAAAGUUGGAAGUAUAAGUGGCCAGGCAGCUAGAAGUCCUAACUUAGGGGCAGAUAAUUUAUGUUUUAUAAAUGAACUCACUUGUGAUAACUUAGUGGAAAAUGAAAACCAAAACUUAAAAGAACAAAAUCACACAGAGAUGUCUCUUGAAUCUCCCAAUGAUGCUCUCGGUGGUAGAAAUGAAAGUCUUCUAGAAAAAGAAGUUCUAAGUCAGUCUAAGAAUCUUAGCCUGGGAGUAAUUUCUCCUGUUUCUACAGAAGAUCAAAUACAUUCUUGCACAAUGCUUGAAGGCCUUCUCUUUCCUGCAGAAUAUUACGUUAGGACAACACGGCGCAUGUCAAGCUGCCAGAGGAAAGUAGCACUGGAGGCUGUAAUUCAGAGUCAUUUAGGUGUCAGGAAAAAAAGCUUUAAAAAUAUGAGUACAAAAUCUGCUAAAAAAUUUAAUGUUUCCAACGAAAAAACUAAGCAAAGUGAAAUUAAGGUGUCUGACACACACGCAGAACAACCAAGUUCAGGAAGUCCUCAGAAACUUCUCUCAUUAACUGAAGUCAGCUUUUCCACUGACUCCACAGAAGAUGACUUUUCCAGGAAGACAGUUACCAAGCCAUCAGGUAAAAAAUGCAGAGGAAAAAGAAAGUCAGCGUGCACCUCUCUGUUAGACCACCAUGAACUACUUUUGCCAACUUCUGGCACAUCAGGUGUUAAGAAGUCCAAGGAAGAAAUUGCCUUGCACAAAGAUCAGAAUGAAAAGGCAAUUAUUCACAGUAAGAAGAGAGUUAAAGGGAAGGAAAGUCAUUGUCAAAAAGAGGACUCCCUUUCUUACAGUAAUUACGCUUAUUUCUCUUCGGAUGAUGAUGCUUUCAGCACUCCAUCUCAUAAGAACAAAAUGCUAAGUUUAAAGCAUCUGUCAUCUUUUCUCAAAAUCACAGACUUUCAGUUACCUGACGAAGACUUUGGGUUUCUUAAGCUUGAAAAACUGAAGUCCUGCUCAGAAAAGCGGAUGGAGCCUUUUGGAUCAAAAGUACAUGGAGAGGGGCAUCUUAAAGGGGAAAGUUACAUUGUUGUGGACGAACCAAGCCCUAAACAAAGCAAUAUAGAAAAGGAGGGCAUGGAAGAGGAACUAAUUACUCUACCAGGAAAGGCACAUUCUAGAAUGCCAAGCCAAAGAAGCCAGCCUCGGGGAAAGGACCUUUCUUCGUCCAUUUUACUUUUCACUCCUUUGAAUUCUGUUGCCUCUGAUGAUAAUGACAGACUGACCGCAGACCUGUGCUCACCUGCUUUCCCCAUAUUAGGCGCUACUCCAGCUUUUGGCUCCCAAGCCCACAAGGAAAAGGUGUCUGCAGAGGCGGGUGGACAAACAUGCUCGCCACUCCGUCUUUCUCGCUUAAAAGCCACAGUCAGCCUGCCUAGCAGUCGUAAACAGUGCAACAGCUGGAGCAGCCCCCCGAGAUUAGAUGGCAGCCAGCAUGUUGCAGGAAGAGCAGGACAGCCUUCCUGCGACCCUGACUCUGGUCCCCAAGCAACAACUCUGCCCACCGAGUCUUUCACCUUCGAAGCAAGUCAACUCCAGGGAUCACAGAGACAUUCUGCUGAGCAGACUGAAAUUGAGGUUCCUGGUUGGGAUAGCUUAAACCCGGGCACCCUACAGCUGGUUUCAAAGUUAAAGAAUCCUUCAGGUUCUUGUUCUGUGGAUGUGAGUGCCACGUGGUGGGAAAUAGCUGGUUUCAAAGAGCCGUGUAUCAUAACUGCUUGUGAAUACGUCGUUUCUCUUUGGAAACCUCUGGAUGCUUGGCAGUGGGAAAAAAUUUAUUCCUGGCACUUUACAGAGGUUCCAGUAUUACAGAUAGUUGCAGUGCCUGAUGUUUGCAAUCUUGUGUGUGUGGCUUUGGGAAAUUUGGAAAUCAGAGAAAUCAGGGCACUACUUUGUUCUCCCGAUGGUAAAAGUGAAAAGCAAGUGCUCCUGAGUUCUGGAAAUAUAAAAGCUGUGCUUGGCCUGGCAAAGAGGAGGCUUGUCAGUAGCAGUGGGACCCUUUGUGAUCAGCAAGUCGAAAUUAUGACAUUUGCCGAAGAUGGAGGAAGCAAAGAAAAACAGCUUUUGAUGCCCCCUGAAGAGACCAUACUAACUUUUGCUGAGGUUCAAGGGAUGCAGGAAGCUCUGCUUGGUACCACUAUAAUGAACAACAUUGUUAUUUGGAACUUAAAAACUGGUCAGCUCCUGAAAAAGAUGCACAUCGAUGAUUCCUACCAAGCUUCAGUCUGUCACAAAGCUUACUCUGAAAUGGGGCUCCUGUUUGUUGUUCUGAGUCACCCUUGCACCAAAGAGAACGAGUUAUUGGGAAGCCCUGUGUUUCAGCUGAUUGUGAUUAACCCGAAGACAACCCUGAGUAUGGGUGUGAUGCUCUACUGCCUUCCUCACGGGCAAGCUGGAAGGUUCCUGGAAGGCGACGUGAAAGACCAUUUCGCAGCAGCAAUAUUGACUUCUGGAACCAUUGCCGUUUGGGACUUACUCUUGGGUCACUGCACUGCCCUCCUUCCUCCUGUCUCUGGCCAGAAUUGGUCUUUUGUUAAAUGGUCAGGUACAGAUUCUCAUUUGUUGGCUGGACAAAAAGAUGGAAAUAUAUUUGUAUACCGCUACUAAAAAGUUAGGGUAACCUGGAAAACACAGUGUUCUGGGUAUUUUUGGCCUCUUAGUACUCUUGGGAGUUGCUCCUUUAAAGGAGACUAUUUGAAAGAGUUUUAAAACAUUUACUUACCUGUGUUCAUUCUGACAAACUGUGUUCUGAUGGUGGGGCACUACUGAUUUUGAAUGCUCAUUUGUACUUACUUUGGG